CGAUUAAGUAUAGCGUAAGCUUUUAAAACUUUAUUUAAAUUAAAUAUGAUUGACAUAAUAAGUCAAUUUAUUUAUAGAAGGAAUGAAUCUACUUUUAUAUGUACAUGUAUUUAUAUGUACAUGAUUUACUUCAACUUAAACAUAAAUUUUGGCCGACAAUCUUCACGAUUGAAAUGUCAAUUUAUUUUUAACACAAUUUUCUAAAAAUAUCACUUUUGUAAUAUUUUAAACAAAAUUAUUAUUUUAAUUAUUUUAUUUAAAAUUUUGGGGUGUCACAAGAACUCUUCCAGUAGAGCUGUUGCAGCAGAAGAUUCCCCCAAAUGCUUCAACUGUGGAAAGGCUGGUCACGUCAUCAAAGACUGUCGCCUACCAAGAAAAAGGGACUUCAACUACUAUAAGCAGAAGAUGUUGUGGAACAAACAGAAAAUGUUCAUGGCUAAACAAGAUGAUGAUAGUGCUGCAACACUUACUGAAAAUGACCCGUGGCAGGAGGAGAGUUCAGAUGAAGAAGAAGAGGAGAAUCUGGCCCUGAUGGCGUUUGUGGAAGAAGAAGAAAAAGAAAAGGGUGAUGCUGCGAUCCCCGGAGGAAGUUCAAGCUCAAGCUCAAACACCACUUCAAUCAUGUCAGGAACAGCCAAGAACACACAAACAAGCAAUGAACUGUACCCAAAAGAGAACUGGGUCCCACUUUAUGACAACAACUUCCAAUUGGACCUGAAGCUUUUCAAGUGUCAGGACCCAGUCAUUCUCUCAAUCCUACAGAAGCACUACCUUUGGACUGCCUUCAACGAAGCCAAACCAGUACCAAUGGUGUAUCUACAACAGUUCUGGGGCCUGAUGCACACAGCCUCAGAAAAGGACAGGUCCAAAAUCAUGACCAAAUUGAGCGACAAAAGAGUGGUGCUGACACCAUCUACAAUCCGGGAGACCCUGAAGCUCCCAGUGCACCAAAGCUAUGCACCACUCCCCUCCAACGAAGAACUGAUCAAGGGGAUGAAAGAUCUGGGAUAUGACAGCCCACUGCCAUUGCUGUCAAACUUCACAAUCUCAAAUCUUCCUCACCCGUGGAAGAGUCUGUUCGGCUUGGUCAACAAAUGCUUGUCUCCUAAGCACGCCGGACAUGACAAGUGCAACAAGCAAAUACUUCAAAUCUUCCACGGGAUCGCCUUUGACAAGCAGUACGAUAUGGCUCAGCUCUUCUGGACGGAGCUGAUGGAUCAAGUGAAGAUGAAGGAGAAUCAUAAGGGCAACACAAUCCCCUACGCUCGGUGGCUGGCGCUGAUGAUUCACAACAUGUUGGAAGCCACUCCCACAAUCCCUAAGCGCAAGGAAGACAAGCACUUCACCGCUCCCAAGCUCAACUACUUCCAGAGGGACAGCAACAAAGCUGAAGCACUGCCUAUUCCAGACUCCCUGCUUGAACUAGCAAACCCAAGGGAUAAGGCAGUCAUUGACUACAAAGAGUCGUUGAAGAGAACGGUUCCUAUGGUUCAGCAAAACCCAGCUGGACCUUCCCCGGGAACCAAGCCAAGAGCGAGUGAGGGUAAGAAGAAGAGAGCCCCGCCACAGAAACCAGUGGCAACCCGGCCUAAUGAUGAUCAGUCUGCUAACUCUUCCGAGAGGACCCAGACUGCUGAGGGCCACCCUAUCAAUGCUGAGGACACUGCCGAUGAACCAUCAAGCCAGGCCCCUUCUAAUAAGGCUGGUGGUGAGGCCUCCGAUAGCAUGGCCAAGGGAAAUGAGCGGAAAGAUGAUGAUGAUGAUGCAGAUGAUGAUGAUACAUGGAGGGAGUCCUGAUCAGCAACAGGAAAAGAGCCGGAAAAAGAGCCAUUCCGAUAGACUCCGACUCCUCAUUGGACAAUAAUGAAGAGGCUGCUCACAUGUCUCGACCACUUAAGGGCAUUGUCAUCAGUGAGCAGCGCUCCAAGCACAACAGCGACAAAUCUGCAUCAUCACAGCCUAAGAAGAGGCUAAGAAAGAAGAGUGCAGUGGAAGAGGAGCUGGCAUUGUACGAUGACUGCGACACCUUUGUCACCAUAGACCGAACCACGCCCCUAGGAGCAGGAGCUGACCCUGUCAGUUCCCGGGUAGAAGUCGCAGCAUCCGGUUCAACUGCGUAUGCACAGCCAUCUCCCAUCCACUCUCCAGUCUCCCAACAGACUGGGGUUUCAAUAACUCAAGGGGAACUUACACCGACCUCACUGAUUCCUUCCGAAUCUGCUGAGAGACUUAGUGGUCAACAGCCCCGGACCACUACCCCCAUUCGUUCUAUCACAUCGAGUCUAGGUGUCACCAUUCCUACAUUUUUAAAUUUCUCUAGGACAUCUACACUAUUCACUGCACAUACAGGUGCACUCACCCUGAAUGCAACGACCGGAGUGCAAACUAUGAUGGUCGGAAGUCCUGCUACGCCAACAAUGCCUCGAUCAUUGAACGCAGGCCACACAUCAGCUAUCUUCACUGAUGCUGUGACAACAGUUACAACCCCUGUAACUGUAACCAUCAUCCCCGAAGACAUUCUUGUAUAUCUGAACAGCUUUCUAGAGUCUACCAUUAAACCAUGGGUGCAUGAAGCAAUAACCGCUAAUGCACAAGACGCUGGAAGUACCCCAGUUGUUCAGAAUAUACCAUCCAAACCUCAAACAACACAGCCCCCAACCACUUCCAUACCUAUUUCCACACCUUUAGCCAUAGAAAACCAACAACCAUCCACAUCAAGGGGAACCCAGGAUACAGAACUAGUAUUCUCCCCUACAACGACCAAACCCAACCUAACAACCGUACCCUUCGAGGAUCUUGUAGCUGAGAUCUACGACCGUAUACUAGACGUGGAAGAAGGCAACCUCACCCCUCUUCAAAAAGCCCUUCUCCAUGCUCUAGAUACACAGAACACAUGCCGUGACAGUCUCCGUGGCGCUAAACGUUCACAUGAGGAUCCCGAUGAUUCGGAUUCUCAUGAGGGGGAGAACAAGCGCCAGCGGAUACUUGAGCAUGUUGCUUCUACUAGCCAACCCUCAAAGCCAAACCAACCCUCUACCUCUACCAAUGAGCAACCCACUACUUCAGCCAGCCAUAAAUCCCUAGCCACUCUUUCUAGCAUGGUCGAGCUAGACAUAACAUCCCGAGGUGCAUCUCCUAUAGAUGUUAACCAAGGACGGAAUGGAAGUCCUGAUGAUGCUACCACGAGUACAUCUUCUUACUCAGGCCAUCAGCUAGAACCUAGUUCGAAACUGUUGUCAACGGGCAAUCCUGAGGAUCCCGGUGUUACACAUUCUCAGCCAAGGGAGGAUUGGCCGCAUAUAACGAAGUAUAGAGGUCUGGUUUCUGCGCAAGAGCAUCGUGUUGAGAUAAUUGAGGAUCCCUGCAAGUCUCACCAGGAUCCCGAUGCUUAGCCCGACAUGUCGCCUCAGCAGCAGCAGGCUCCCUCCGGCUACUACAAUGAUCAAAUGCACGAUGAACUUGAGGAAAUGUUGGUGCACAACAAAUGGUCUGAACUCUGGACAGAUGUAGAUGAAUCACAGCGAAGAGCAUACCUCAGAGAUCUCUUAGUCAACUGUGCUACUGAUGUGAUUCUACUUGAUCAAGAUGAACUCAAGGAGGGAGAGAACUACGAGACACCACCCAAGGAGCUUGAGUCGAUCAUUAGACAAACAGCGGCUCAAAUGCCCAGAAAUGAGAAGCCCUGGGAAAAGAUCGACAUCAACGCCCCCUUUCAAGAGGAAAUCAGAGAAAACAACUGGCGAAAAGAGGAUAAGGUCAGAGAACUGGACGAACUGAAGAUCCGUGGUCUUAACCAUCUACGAGGACAAAACAAGGGCGGACAGCUGUUUCUACUUAGUCAUCACUAUAUGGGAAAACAGAGAGAAGUCUGGCAACACGAACUUCAAACAGCCAAGGACCCUGUCUGGGCCGUUCUCAAUGUGGCCGAAACCAACUUUCAAGAUAUCAAACUCUCUGUCUACCAUCUACAGUGCUCUGACGGAACUGUAUUCACGUGCAAGGAAAAUGAUCUCUACAUGCUAAAGAUGGAAGACAUCUAUGAGAUGUAUCUUGCAUUCCAGGAAAUUCCAGGCAUUCGUGACAAAAUUACACAAGAUGGGCUGGAUGCACUCAAGCGGUUUAUGAUCAGACAAAUCAAAUUCUUUGCCUCUCAUGAUCUUCAGAUGGCUCUUGAAGCAAACAUGCCAAAGACGAAUCUCACAAGACCAAAGUUGUAUGGACAAGAAUUGGAGGACUUUCCUGAGUAUUACAUCUUUGAUAGUCCAAUCACGCUUAUCUAUCUGAACCACAAUGAUGAGAAACGUAUGCUAUUCAUUGAUGAAAUUAACAAGUACUGUGACGGAACCCUGAAGAUUGUGAAAGAGAAGCUGCAACCUAUCAGAGAAGCAUUUAAAGAAAGACAGCAAAAGUAUGCAGAUGCCACAGAUUCUGAAUUAAAAGAGGCACACAGAAUUGACAGCAUCCUACAGGCCAUCGAAAAGCAACUGGAUAAAAGAAAUUCACUCAGGAGCUAUGAGCACGCGCUAAACCUCAGAAAGAACUAUUACAAAGCUCAGAAGUGAAGAAACCCAGCAAGACGGCACUUGACCACAAAGGGGGAGAUUGUUAGAACUUUUAUUGUGGGUCAAGUUUGUCUGUUAAGUCUUGUUUAAUAAAGUAGACUAGUUAUACCAUUUAUGGUAUUAGAUUAGUAAUUAUUAUGUAAUAAAUAAGGUAAAGGGAAUAAGGCCCAAAAAGGCCUUGGCCCAACUUCCAAGGUUUACCUAAAUCGGUAACCUGUACAGCGCCUAUAAAUAUGCGCCUUGUGUACAGGUACCGAUAUCGAUCAAUACAUUUUUUAACCUUACGCUGCCCAAAUAGUUCUCGAUAAACUAGAAGAAGAAUUUCUCUGUUCUCGAUAUUGCCUUAUCAUUAUCAGAUCUUCUUUUCUUCUGUUUAAUCGUUGAAUACCAUCUAGUUGAUCGUUAGUCUGCAUAAACUGGGACCAACAUAAACAAUCAAUAUAGUGAUAUUAAUUA
This is a messenger RNA of Cuscuta epithymum, 5018 nucleotides long. The record is from the annotation of a GenBank genome assembly. Lineage: Eukaryota; Viridiplantae; Streptophyta; Magnoliopsida; Solanales; Convolvulaceae.